UGGAUCGACGAGAAAUAAUCCCGACGGCUAAACGGAAGUAAAAACAUUUCAACCGGUGUCGAAAAGGUAAACUGCAAACAGAAAGGAAACUAACUGCAAACAAUCCACAAAAAUCAAACUACCGACCGACCAUCGGUGUAAAUUGUCCUAAUUACUGGUGGGCUUCAACAGGAAAAGGGAUAAAAUGGCAGUCCCAGCAAAGAUCGUUUUGAAGAGCGGGACAAAGAUGUCCCUGAAUGACAGAUUUACCAACAUUGUCAAGACGCCGACGUCGCCCACCUCGCCCCAGGCGAUCCGAGCAAGAAUGGCGGAGGCCCAGCAGGCAUCCUCAGCCAAUCGGAGGCUAGCUCAGCAAAUGGCAAACAGACCUACCGUACAGGCAGCACUGAAAAUCAAAAAGACCAGCUUGAAGCAGCGUUUGGGUAGGACUAAUGUGAAGGCCAGGUUAAAUCUGAGUGCUGUCAGAGGGCGGGGCCGUGGAGGAGGGGGUGGUGGAUUCAACAGAGGACAGAGGGGUGGAGGACGAGGACAGAGAGGUGGAUCCAGGGGCGGACCGGGCGGAGACGCAAUGAGUCCUAGAGGUAUUCACUAGUGAGAAUAUAAACUA
This is a messenger RNA of Saccostrea cuccullata (small rock oyster), 607 nucleotides long. Its product is annotated as chromatin target of PRMT1 protein-like. NCBI's taxonomy places the organism in Eukaryota, Metazoa, Mollusca, Bivalvia, Ostreida, Ostreidae. The record is from RefSeq and is a predicted model, not a curated record. The coding region runs from base 185 to 592 and encodes 135 amino acids. The transcript has 4 exons.